Ixodes scapularis (black-legged tick) is the source of this 821-nucleotide messenger RNA. RefSeq lists its product as uncharacterized. Bases 27 to 821 code for a protein of 264 amino acids. The transcript is spliced from 7 exons. The record is from RefSeq and is a predicted model, not a curated record. NCBI's taxonomy places the organism in Eukaryota, Metazoa, Arthropoda, Arachnida, Ixodida, Ixodidae. Gene Ontology annotation, molecular function: DNA binding.
UUUACGGGGCCGGCGGUACGGGCAAGAUGACACAUAUCCUUAUUAAGUGGGUAGGCGAAGAUAAGUGGGAUGUUUAUCCCGUUAAAGCGUUAGACAACCCGGCCAUCGGUGUGCAGCUAAUGUCUGAGGAGGGAGCUAUAAAAAAAUUACGCAGGCAGGUCGUUGAUGUAAGAUGGAAGGUGGAUGAAGACCCGUCACCCGCCACGCUCUUAGAUUUCGGAAGUGAGGGAGCGAUGGAAGGCAAGCGCACGCAAAUGGCGAAGGGUGCGCCGGACGCCGGAGCCUCGACGGCAAAGUGUAGCUGUGAGGCUAAAAUAAAGGUUCUCGAAGAAGAGAAUGAGUUGCUCCGGGAGCGCCUCAGAGUCGCAGAAACUAACUGUGACUCUGCGAAGAUGGCCAAGAAGUUGGAAAGAAGCCUGCGCCACCUAAACCGCCUGUGGGCAAGAAACGAGGAGGUGUUGGAAAGCCCUAAGGUCGACAUCGGGUACGGCGUUCUCGUGGAGCAGGCGGCCUUAGCGGGCCUCAAGUCGGCAGGCGUUUCGGCAUCAAAAUACGUCAGGGGUCUCCUGAAGGUGGUGUUUUCGGAGGAGGAGCUGAAAGGCAAGAGCCUUCGGGGAAGGAAGUGCAAUGCGCAGAAGGAGAGUGAAGUGAAGCCGGCCCUCGAUCCAGUAAAACUCCAUGCUGUCCUCGACUACACCUGCAAGGAGUACAAGGGGGUCGCCCUCUUGACUCUCACCACGAGCCUUUCCACACUGUUGUGCAGGGACAUGAAAUACGCUACAGACACAAGCAUGCGGCGGGACCAACAAGGUGCAAUUUAA